Messenger RNA from Funneliformis mosseae, 1290 nucleotides. The record is from the annotation of a GenBank genome assembly. Lineage: Eukaryota; Fungi; Glomeromycota; Glomeromycetes; Glomerales; Glomeraceae.
AUGCGUUUAGAGAUUUUCUAUUAUUCGCUAAAAGAGUUUAGAAGUUGGACAACUAGCGGAGUGAUCAGUCCAGAUCAAAGAGCUAAAUUCUACUAUGCAGACCCAGCGGAAACCAACUUUGAAUUGGUGAAUGGAAUCUUAAAAGGUGAAUUUGUGGCACUCCACGGUCCACGGGCGUCCGGAAAGUCAACACGAGUAUAUCGUACCAUGCAGCAUUUAACAGAACGACAUAAUUGCCAUUGCUUCUACAUUACUUUACAAGACGUCGAAAUUUCCGAUGAGUUUGAUAGAUUGUAUGGUGCAAUUGAUAAAGUUCGUGACGAAUUCCUUGUCGUUGUUGGAACUUCUGGAAUUCUUGAGCUUAACUCAAGCAAUGACUACGAUUCACCAUUCAAUGUCCGAAACCCUCUCCAGAACCCUAAUUUAUCUAAAGAGCAAGUGCAAAAGCUUUUCGAAAAGUUCGAAUUGGAACAUAAGUUUAAAAACAUUUAUGGGUAUAGCACUUUCGAAAGGAUAGUAAAAGAUCUUCUCAAGGAGAAUUCAAGACCCGCAGUGGACCUCUUGCGAUUACAAUUUCUCCCAAAUCCCGAACCCGUAACUAUCAGAAAUUCAUCGGAUCUAAUUCAGGCCUGUCAUCUCGCUAGAAAUGGGGUUUUGAUCACUUACUGCCCACCCAAUGAAAUACCAAAGCGUCCUGAUCAAAGCAUAGACUUGCUUAGUGCUUUAAGAGAUGCAGUUUGUACCUUCGAAAAACAAAAUUUCAGAUUGGCAGCAUUUCGCUCACAUAAGAAAGCACAGGUACCUGCUAUUGGAUCUACUAACGUAUUGGUUCCUCGAAAGAGCGUAUACCAACGGCAGCUUGCUGACAUUUUUACAAAUUGGAUUUCAUCACUAGGAUUCGAAGUUAUGAGCCAAUACCACAUAACAGAAAGGAAAACCCACCGUUAUAGCGACUUUGUGAUAACAGCACCAGUAGUGGUAAAGGUAUUAUUAAAAGGAAACGUCAUAGAAGAUUGUGAAGAAAGAGGUGGUAGAAACGGAUUUGGAGUAUACUCAUUGACUUGUGUGACCGGAUUGUGGUUGACUUCCAAUUGGCCUGGCCAACCAACAUCAAUCCUUGAGCUCCUUGCCACUUCAACUAGAAAAUAUUUGGAAGAACAUUUUGAACGAACUCUCAAAUAUGCUCAAUCACUUAAACAAAGUCUUAAUAUUCUUGAUGUUUGGAUCGUCCACUUUACAUGUGGAGACGAACCAAACCAUCACUGGCCAAGUAAAGAACAGCGGGAUUAA